GCGUGACUUGCGAAAUGGCAGAAAGAGUGGAGCUCCACGUGUUGAAAGGACCACCGGAAAGUCAACCAGUAAUUCGCGUAGCCCGAAAAGAUAGCGACCGGACUCACAACUCUAGCCGUCGGAGCUUGCGGUACAGCGGUAGAGAAGGAUGUGCGCCGGGCCAUUGGCUGCCGAUACUACGAUGGACAAGGCGUUAUAGCCGGGUUGAUUUACUAGCAGACAUGAUAGCGGGCGUUACACUUGGUCUAACGAUGAUUCCGCAGAGUAUCGCUUAUGCUACCAUCGCCGGUUUACCUUCGCAGUACGGAUUGUACGCAGCGCUCGUUGGAUCGGUGGUGUAUGCCUUUCUUGGAACGGUAAAAGAGGUCUCGAUUGGACCGACGAGUCUGAUGGCAUUGCUAACUUAUCAAUAUGCGGCGAACCAUCCACCGCAGUACGUCGUUGUGCUUGCGUGCACAGCCGGGAUUGUAGAGCUGUUGAUGGGUGCUGCACGCCUCGGCUUCCUGAUCUGCCUCAUCUCGGAACCGGUGACGUCAGCCUUCACGUCUGCCACUGCCCUAAUCAUCAUUGGAACACAAUUACGCAACCUACUGGGGGUACCCAAACCAGUAGGGGCAAUGGCUGAAGGAGGCAUAUUGCCGACGCUGCUUGACGUAAGCCGUCGGUACACGGAAGCCACCGUCCCAGACAGCAGCGUCGGUUUCGUCUGCAUUCUGCUCCUGGUGAUACUCCAGCAACUACCAAAGCUAGUCCCAGCAUCAACUCAACGCUGGCACCGUUGCUCUCGUCUGCUGUGGUAUGUGGCUCUGGCUCGUAACGCAAUCGCUGUACUUGGCUCUGCCUUGCUGUCUUACUGGAUCGAUGGUGGCAGCAACACUGGGUCGGCUGUUCCUUGGCAGCUUUCUGGCAGGGUUGAAUCGGGUAUUCCCUCUUUCCAGCUACCAAUACAAGACAUCGUAGUGGGCAAUACCACCGUUAGUUUCUUCGACAUUGUAACGGAUUUGGGCAGUGGACCUGUACUUGUGCCACUUGUUGCCAUUUUGGCCAACGUUGCCAUUGGAAAAGCCUUUUCAUCGGGCCAGCCAGUCGACGCAACCCAGGAGAUGAUCGCUCUGGGACUUUGUAAUAUCAUCGGGUCGUGCUUCCGGUCGAUGCCGACCACUGGCGCAUUUACCCGAUCGGCCGUCAGCCACGCGAGCGGUGUCCGUACACCACUGUCCGGUCUGUACAGUGCGCUCCUUUGCCUGCUCGCGCUCGGCAUCUUAACACCGUACUUCUACUACAUACCACGGGCAACAUUGGCGGCGGUCCUGAUAGCAGCAGUAUCCCCCAUGCUAGAUCCUGGCAUCCUGGCGAAGCUUUGGCGUGCCGGCUUUCGCUACGAUCUGCUAGCCUGGUGCUGCUGCUUUGCCCUUUGUCUGGUGGCUGGCAUUGAGAUUGGGCUGCUGGGCGGGAUGGUGAUUAGUUUGGUUCAGCCACUGGCCAAUUUUGUAUGGCUCCGAGUGGAAUGUCAGACAGUCCACGAACACGACCAGCGUUUCAGCUACCGUCUCAUUCGGGUGGAGCAUGGCCUACUCUAUCCGGGCGUCGAUCGUCUUCGGUCUCUCGUGUUGCAGCAGGUACACCUGGAUGGAACCACCGAUCUACCGAUUGUACUCGACUGUUGUCGGAUGACGUUGAUGGACUUCACAGCCUGCCGAGCGCUGGAUAAUCUCAGUAAGGAAGUGCAUCGACUCGGCGGCAGCCUGCUGCUACGCAAUGUCCCACCCCGCUGGCAUGAGCGACUAGUCCUUCAUGAGACCGAGCAUGGAUUAGCGUUUGGGUCACAGUCUUAAAAAUCAGGGGCCCAUCACGUUGCAAGUGUUUGGGGCACAUUCAAAGUAAUAUCCAUCGAUUAUGCUAAUGGUGGAGGCACCUUGUUAUGAAUAAAGUAAAACUAGCCUAGACAGGCCCCGAUCAGGAA
This is a messenger RNA of Anopheles aquasalis, 1963 nucleotides long. Its product is annotated as putative fatty acyl-CoA reductase CG5065. Gene Ontology annotation, biological process: long-chain fatty-acyl-CoA metabolic process; transmembrane transport. The record is from RefSeq and is a predicted model, not a curated record. Gene Ontology annotation, molecular function: alcohol-forming very long-chain fatty acyl-CoA reductase (NADP+) activity. NCBI's taxonomy places the organism in Eukaryota, Metazoa, Arthropoda, Insecta, Diptera, Culicidae. Gene Ontology annotation, cellular component: membrane; peroxisome.